Schistocerca serialis cubense is the source of this 381-nucleotide messenger RNA. RefSeq names its product chymotrypsin BI-like. Gene Ontology annotation, biological process: proteolysis. Bases 1 to 381 code for a protein of 126 amino acids. Gene Ontology annotation, molecular function: serine-type endopeptidase activity. NCBI's taxonomy places the organism in Eukaryota, Metazoa, Arthropoda, Insecta, Orthoptera, Acrididae. The transcript has 3 exons. The record is from RefSeq and is a predicted model, not a curated record.
AUGGCGAACGGGGACUCAUGGGCAGCUCCUGAACGCGGAUUCUAUCGCAUCGUCGAUGGCAAAAACGCCACGCGGUGCCAGUUUCCACAUCAAGCCCUCGUCCAAAGCGACGAGAAGACUGUAUGUGGCGGUUCGCUUAUCACGCAAAGUAUAGUCCUCACCGCUGCGGGCUGUACUGUAGGGUUCAAAAAACUGACCAUCCGCCUGGGAACCAACCAGCGGACUCAGAAGGAUUCAAACACCUGGACCGCCGUCUCCACCUGGAGCAAGGCGCACCCGGACUUCGACUUCGACGGCCAUAGUGAAAAUGAUGUGGCUCUUGCGUUCCUGCCUGAGAAAGCUCCUCUGGGUGGUGAGUUGAGCAAAAAUAAAGCAGCAUAA